AUGUCGAACCCGAAAUAUGGAGCAUUAAAUGGAGUAGAUGAUGAUUUGGACGGCGUUGAUGAUUUCCUUGAUGAACCAAACCCAUUUGACGAUACCCAAAAUGGUACUAGUAAUAGUAAUGCUACAGUAGCUCCUGAUUUGGAUACCAAAAGUAUGGCUACUGCUGUGUUGCCGGAUUAUUCAGAAAUUUCAGGAAUCCAACAAGAACCUGGAAAUGAACCAUAUGGUAACGUUAAUAACGGUAGUUCUGUUAACGUCAAUCGUACCACAACUGAACGUGGAGAAUUACCACCCGGACUCAUAAAUUAUUACUCUAAAUUUUUCCAAUUAUCUACAGAGACAUUUAAAGGUCGUUUUUUAAGAAGUCUGAAAAUUAACCAAUUGAUAUUUGAAUCUGAAUCUUAUAAUCCUGAGUCUCGUGAACUGUUUGGUGCGAUAUGGAUUACUUGUACAAUUGUAUUGGUGAAAUUUAUAUUUCCUGGUUUAAUUAAUUUAAUGCAUUAUGGUAUAAUAAAAGGGGAGAAAAUAAGCGAAUCUGUACCAACAAAUGAUCGUGAUAAGAUAUAUUGGAAUUUAAUUCAUUCCAUUUGGUUAUUUGGUAUAUAUUCAUUUGUUGUACCAUUUAUUGUUUUACAAAUUAUCUUGAAGGAUGAUACGAACGGUGAAGAAAAUGGAUUGCCACAAAGUGAACCAACGGGUGACGCAGGUGGUAGACAUAUGACGAUUAAUGCGAAUGCAAAAAAUUUAAUUGGUUUAAUCACAGUUUAUGGAUAUGGGAAUAGUAUCUGGUUAUUUAUCUUGCCUAUUUUAGAUAUUACUAAUAGUUUAGCCACAAGAUUUAAGACAGCAAUUGCUGUGGAAUGGGCUAUUAUUGCUUUAGCUUAUGUUAAGACAGCUCAAUAUAUGAACAUGCAGAUUUGUAACCGUGGUAAUGGUCAUGUGAGGCUUCCUUUCACUAUGAUAUUUGUGUUAGGUUUUCAUAUCAUCUUUAGUGUGUUAUUAAUGUUUACAUUAUAUUAA
Molecule: messenger RNA, 1020 nt
Organism: Maudiozyma barnettii
Lineage: Eukaryota; Fungi; Ascomycota; Saccharomycetes; Saccharomycetales; Saccharomycetaceae
Gene: YIP5
Product: Yip5p
Exons: 1
Coding region: 1-1020 (339 amino acids)
Biological process (GO): vesicle-mediated transport
Cellular component (GO): Golgi apparatus
Molecular function (GO): small GTPase binding
Source: RefSeq, a predicted model, not a curated record